Molecule: messenger RNA, 711 nt
Organism: Adineta steineri
Lineage: Eukaryota; Metazoa; Rotifera; Eurotatoria; Adinetida; Adinetidae
Source: the annotation of a GenBank genome assembly
AUGUUUGGUAUCAAUACGAUAUUGCUUGUUACGAUAUUUUCUAUUUGUCAUGUUCAAUCAAUGUUAGAUGAAAAUUGUCCCGUUGAUAAUGUUGAUUUUGAAACUAAAGUAGCUAAUUCAUCGAUUGUGGUUUAUGGAAAAGCAACUGAAACAAAAUUAUAUGACGGAAGUGAUUCAACAUUUUUUGUUAAAUUUCGUGUUGAUUGUAUUUUAAAAGGACCGGUUAUUAAUCAUCUUAUUAAUAUUACAAAAGCUGGUCGAGUAGAAAAUAAAACAUAUUGUCAAAGUUUUUCUGUUGGUCGUGGUCAUGUAAUAACUUUUCUUGAACCAGAUCCAUUACAUUUCAAUGAUUCAAAAAGUUUUAUUCCAACAGAUUUUGUUGAAAUACAAUUUCAAGAUAAUGUUACGAAUGAAUUAUUAGCAAAUACAUGUAAUCUUCAUCAAUUACUUCCAUUUCAAUCAACAGCAUCAAUUGCUGAUGCAUGUCCAAUUGUUUCGACAGAAUCGAAAUGUAUUCAUACAACAAUGAAAACUGAUUUAGAAUUAACAAGUUCAUCAGUACUUAUUUCAGGUAAAUAUCAUCAUGGAUCUGAUGAUAUUCGUAGUAAAUCUGGUACAAUUCAAGUUGAUGUUGAUACAAAGAAUGGUGACAAUCGUUUAAAUAUUAGUAUUCUUCUUAUCUUAAUGACUGUUUUUGUUCGAUUGUAUUAA